Molecule: messenger RNA, 2760 nt
Organism: Monodelphis domestica (gray short-tailed opossum)
Lineage: Eukaryota; Metazoa; Chordata; Mammalia; Didelphimorphia; Didelphidae
Product: selenoprotein N-like
Biological process (GO): calcium ion homeostasis; skeletal muscle fiber development
Cellular component (GO): endoplasmic reticulum membrane
Source: RefSeq, a predicted model, not a curated record
CCGAGCAGCGCCCCUCCCAGUCUGUGGUAUCCUCGAGCCUCUAUCUCCUAUCAUGGAGCUUCCAGGGAGCCCAGGGCCCAGAGAGUCCAACGAACCCCUGGAGCCCCUGACCUCCCAGACCAUCCGACCCCGCAGUCACAGAGACCUAGCACUGAUGGUGGUUGUGCUGGGGACUCUUCUAGCCGCUACCGCUGUCCGGGGCUACCUGGCCUUUAGGGAGGCGCUGUGGGAGGCUGCACAGAAGACUCUGGGGACAGAGGGAUUCUCACUCUUCUCCUCUCUGGAUAUGAACAAGGACAUGUAUAUCAGCCCUGAAGAGUUCAAGCCUGAUGCUAAGAAACUGAUAGCAGCCACAUCCAUCACCAUCCUUGAAGAAGACGUGUCUCAGAUGAAAUCAUUUGACCUCAAUGAGGAGAAAUUUGCUAUGAUGGCCAGAUUCCAGCCUCUGCUCUCAGAAACUAUGUCCAAGAGCAAAAAUGGAUUCCUGGGGGUUUCUAAUUUCACCCUGUCUGGACUUAGAAAUUGGAUUGUCCCUGACAAAGUGCUCCGCGUGUUCUCAGCCCGACAGUUCCACAUCUUCCUGCCACCAAAGGAGGAUCUGAAGCUGGGUGAACCCUGGUGGAUUAUCUUCAAGAAGUUAAGAGAACAACUCCCUUCCAAUCGCUUCUAUCCACCAAUGUCCAAAAAAAAAGAGGACUUGAUCUAUAAACUUUUGAGCAUGUUCCACCCAAGGCUGUUUGUGAAGACCCGCUUUGGCCCUCAGGGGGCAGUGGCCUGCCUUAUGGCCACCAGUGAAUCCUACUAUACCGUGGCCUUCAGGAUCCAUGCUGAGUUCCAGCUUAAUGAACCACCCCUCUCGCCCUUCUGGUUCUCUCCAGGACAGUUCACAGGGCAUGUCAUUCUCUCCAAAGAUUCCUCCCAUGUCCGUGACUUCAGGCUCUUCGUACCCAAUCACAAGCCUCUGAAUGUGGAAAUGGAAUGGCUUUACAAGGAUGAAGAAAAUGGCAGCUUCAGUAGUGAUUUGGACAUGGAUACUGGCUACCUUCCUCAGAUGGAGCUGGAGUCCUGGGGACCUUCGAUCCCAACUGAGAUAUACCAAAAGGGCAAAAUAAUCUACAGAAGGCUUUGUGAGCAGUCCCGCCAGUUUGAGGACAUCGUGUGGCAGCAGGCGAUAAGCUGGGAGAAGGCAGUCCAGCAGCUAGAAGUUGCCAUGUACCCUUUCUUGGAGGUCACCUACCUGCCUUUUGCUGAAGCAUUCAAACAAGCCAAAGCUGAAAACAAGCUGGUGCACUUCAUCUUGCUCUGGGGAUCCCUGGAUGAUCAAUCCUGCUUUGGUCCUGGGCAGGGUCUGCGAGACAUAAUCCUGGGAAAUUCUCAAAUCCUCACACUUCUCAAGAACAGUUUUAUCAGCAGCUGGUCUCAGGUGCAUGAACUGAAUGAGAUUCAGAACAACCAUAAUAAUGAAUCUCACAAGAAGCUAGCUCAACUAAUCCUGGAAAAAUAUGACUCCCAUGUGAAGAUGCUUCUCUGCCUGCCCAAUGGGACGGUGAUCCAUGACUUAAGUGUUGAUGAUCUGUCCAAAGCCUCAGAGGAAAUCAGAAGUGAUGACACCGGCUGCCCCUCCAACUCUUUUGUUCACCCUGUAACCAUAUAUGAAGAGUUCCUGCAGGAAGGACUUUUUCGGGCUCAGUCCUUUCUUCAUGUCUAAAGUUCUAGCCUAAAGGGAAAACGAAUUGAAACUGGGUUGUUCAUCUAGACUAGCUUCUUCUAGUCCCAGAGGUGACUUGAUAUUUCCCUUAACAACCACAGUUAGAGGAGAUGGGUAUAAUUGUAGUCAGAGUGGAUGGUACACAUUUCAAGUUCUCCAAACUGCUGCCUUCUCCAGGCUGCUGUUCUCACCCCUGUUGGAAAUGCCCAAGUGGCUGAGAGGUCUCCCUAUUAGCUUUCCCCCAAUACCAGUUGCUGAGCUUUAGCCCAGAGAUUAUUUUAGAGGUAAAAUUGCAGUGGUGUUCUCAGGGAGGUGAUUUGCCUAUGGUCUUAUGAAGCAGGACCUCCUAGCCCCAGGAAUCUCUAUCUAGCCCAGGAACCUGCUGAUUCAAGAAGCCAGUUGAAUUUCAAAGGAAACCUCAGAUGGUUUGGAAGUUCUUGCUGUACCUGCAGAGAAAGCAUCCAACCACAUUGUUCUCUGUUUCUGGGCGGUAACCUGGUGCCCCCUUCUCCCUCUGAGCUCCAUUUCUAUCCCUGCUCAGAGUACACAAUGAGACAGAGCCAUCAGGAACUUGGUUUUACAUGUGUAAAAGCACUUCUCCUCUGUGUAUCUUAUAUUUCAUGAAAUUCAUAGAGUAUUUCUCUAUGUGGAAAAAUGGAAACUUCAUUUCCCCUCUGGUGUCUAUUUCCUCUGAUGGCUGGAUCCUUAAUUCCACAUUGAUCUGGCUUUAUGUCUUUACAGUUGUAACUAGAGGGAAAAAGGGGAAAAAAAAUAAUCCUUUGGGAAAAUGGUUUGGUGCCUCCUUGGGUUACUUCAUCCUAAUAGGGACAUUCUUGUUGCCAUGCCUUUAGAUAGAUUAGCAAUUCAUGAAAGCCAGGAGGUUUAUUUGAAAGGAAAGAAUGGAAAAAGCAGGGUAUUCACUCAUAGUCUCAAGUCCAGAAAAGAAAAAGCUUACAAGUCUCAAUGGAAAGACAGGAGUUGGGGUUUUUUGUUUGUUUGUUUUGCUGAGUUGACUCAUACUGAUUAUCUAAUAAAUUCUCUGAUGUCUACAA